Agrilus planipennis (emerald ash borer) is the source of this 2754-nucleotide messenger RNA. RefSeq lists its product as uncharacterized. Lineage: Eukaryota; Metazoa; Arthropoda; Insecta; Coleoptera; Buprestidae. The coding region runs from base 103 to 2754 and encodes 883 amino acids. The record is from RefSeq and is a predicted model, not a curated record. The transcript is spliced from 8 exons.
UUUGAGAAGUGAGUGGUUGAGCUAAAUCUCAUCAUAAUAAUUAUGAAAAAAUUGGGCAUGUAAAUAUUUUGAAAUAGGUAUUGGGUAAAGAGAAAUUUCGCCAUGUCGUCAUCUAAAUCUAAAAUACCCCGGGCUUAUUUGCCUUUCUUGCCUAAACCGCAAUUGUUAGAUUACUAUCAUGAAGAUAAGAAAAUUUGCGACAUUAUAGCCACUUCGCCAUGUAUAAAAACGGACCCUUUCGAACUUUAUCGUCCGCCAGAGGGAAAAUACUUAGAUUACAGUUUGUCACAGACGGAUGCCAAAUUCGACAAAAAUGAAACGAAAAUUCACGUGCAAAUUACCAGAGCUGAGUAUGGGGAACUUAAUCCCUCACCCCCUCCACCUCCCAAAAAGAACAAGAACAUAUAUUUUCAUGGCAGAGGACCAUGUUGGAUAUGGAUAGAAGAGAUAUGGACGAAAAAGCAAUUAGAGUUGCAAGUAUUUUAUAAAAAACGCUUAAAGCAAAUUACAAAAACAAGAGUUACCCAAGAAAGAAAUAAACUACGAAGAGGACAUUACGAAUUAAUAAAAAUGGUUGGUCCAAGUUGGUUUAUUGAAAUUUCUCCUAAUCAGCAGAGAGCCGUAGAUAGCUUAAAAGAUGCGAUAUUGAAGGAUUUAACUUAUCGCAGUUUAACAUAUGUAAAAGAUGUUAUCGGCGAUUUGGGAUUAGUGCUACGACCCAAUGAAGCACAUGUAGAGAAAGCACUUAAGGAGUGCAACCGGUGCCCUAUAGAAUUCUUACUUAUUCUUUAUCAAUUAAUGAAUCCACAUAGAGAAGAGUACUCGUUAAAUGAUAAACUACUGCUUUCGGCUGUAGUUCAUUUGACGAUAAAGGAAACUUUAAAAGAAUUGCAUAUUAGAAUCCCGUCUCCUCCACCGAAACCGUCAGUUCCUCGAACUCCCAAAAAAAGAAAACCAAAGCCCCAGUAUCCAUCUCCAUAUUUAGAACCUUUCACAUUUGAACCGGAUCCGCCUAAACAUACAGGAAUUUAUAAGAAUAACCAUAUACAAUAUCCCGAGAGCCCAUAUUUUUCAUAUAUCGAACAAUUAAAAUUAGAAAGAGAAAAACUGAAAUUACUAUCAGAACAAGAUAAAGGACCGAAACUUAAUACAGAAGAUCAACCGCCGAAAUAUCCUGAUUUACCACCAGAUUUAGCGGAAAAAGAAACGGAAAUUCUACAAGAAUUGGCUAUGGCCCAAGAAGAAUACAAUGCGUUGGCAGCAGAUGGCAAUGCACCACCUCUUUUGAAACCUUCUAUUUAUUACCCGUGUAAUCUAGUGACUCAUUCUCGAUCAGAACAUGCUGGGUCAGUGGCGAUUGAGAGCGCUAAACAAAAACAAAAAAAGAAAUUGACUCCCCCCGCGAAAGAUGUUAAGAAGUUUCCAAAAUCAAAGGAAGUUCGCGUCGUAGCUACAGCUGUAAGUACAAUUAAGGAUGAUUCCACAAAAAUGGGAAGUACUCCUUGUGGCACAAAUAGUGCGGCCACUACAGUGUCACAAAAAUCCCAUCGCAGCACCAGCCACAGAUCUAGCCGAGAAAAAACAACAGCUCCAGAGCCUACUGAUGUAAAUUUAUACCCCCCUGGAGACGAUGAUGAGGGAUUUGAAGAGGAAGAAGAAGAGGAGCCUGAUUUAGGUCUUGUAUGUGAUUGCGGAUGUUUUGCUGAUUUCGAAAAAGAGGCCUUACGAAUACCACCGUACGAAUUCAAAACCAAAAAGCCAAUUCCAACACCGGAAAUAUGCGAUUUAGAGAUUCGUGAAUCUGAACUUAUUCGACCGGAUGAGACCGAGUCUGAAAUGUGCACUUGCAAGGAAGGGGUAAAAGAAAAAGUUGAAAAUGUUUUUUGUCCGUGCGAGCGCUGUCAGAAGGAUCGAGAAGCUUGGUUGGCAAAAAAGGCCACCAAGGUGAUAUCCGGUACGAGAAAGGAGCACUUGGGCGAAGACGGUUUGAGAAUAAUAGAAGCUGUUAAGGAAUUCGAGCAGUGCGCUUGUCUCAGAAAUUACGAGCACGCCAUUCAAAAAUUCGAAGAUUUAAAAUGUAGGUUAAGGGCACAAAUUAAACUGAUGAGUAUGAAAAAACCCUUCGUUGUUACCGGUGUUUCGGUUGGUCCUGACGGCAAACCGGUAUAUCAACUCGCUGGAGUUGUUCAAAACCCUUGUCCUUGUCUUGAAAUUGUAAAACUGAUGGAAGAAGAAGAAAAGAGAUUAUCCAACAUGCCUCAUUUACCCUCUGAUGGAAGGAAGUAUUACAUUACGGGUGUUCAUCAAACUCCGGAAGGAACAGUUUAUAGCAUUGGCGGUACUCUUCAUUCAGCCGACUGUGAAUGUAUGGAAAUAUUUCGAGAAUAUUCAGAAAGACAUACACUAUGUUUAGACCUGUAUGCAGAAUAUUUGAAAAAAAUGAAAAAAGACGUUUGUCUAUAUCUUCAAGAAUACGAAGAGGACAACAAGAACCGAACUGAUGGGAAGUGGGGACCCACCCCAUUCGAGAUAAGAGACGAGGAAGAGCGUAUAAAGAAUCUGCCAGAACUUCCCAGUGAUGGAAGAACAUAUCAGAUUACGGGAGUACGUGGAAUAGCAAAAGGAGGAAAACUGACUUACGAAAUUUCUGGAAUUAAAGAUGCUCCAGAAAACGUGUGUCCUAUAUGCUGUAAAUGUUGUCCAGGAAAAAUUAAAAGAAAGCAACUAUUAAAAAGGCUAUUUUCAACAAUCUAA